AUGGGAGCGAUCUACAUCGCUACGCUACUACUGCUCCGAGAAACUCAUGCGCCAACUCUACUAGGACGGAAAGCUCGAAGACUACGUAAGAAAUACGGAAACCCGGAGAUAUCAUCCGUUUUGGUAUCCAAAAAGCCCCCGCGGGCCACAUUCCUGAACGCAAUCAUUCGACCGACCAGACUACUCGUCUAUUCACCCAUUGUUCUGACUCUCUCUAUCUGCGCCGCAGUCAACUACGGCUUCAUCUACAUCAUCUUCACCACCAUGACCUCGACAUUCAUGAGCCGAUAUGGGCUCAGUAAAGGCGAAAUCGGCCUUACUUACUUAGGCUUUGGCAUCGGAAACAUUGUAGGAAACGUAACCCUCGGAGCUCUCUCCGACAAGCUUGUGAAAGCCAUAGCCGGCAAAGGAGAGAUGAAGCCCGAAUACCGACUUCCGCCAUUGAUACCAGGCAGCUUUCUAGUCCCGGUCGGCUUGUUUCUGUACGGCUGGACCUUGCAGUACAACGUUCAUUUCAUGGUGCCGCUGGUUGGCACCUUCCUGGUGGGAGUCGGUACCAUCCUCAUUUUCAUGUCCAUCAACUCGUACUUGGUCGAUGCCUUCACCGAGCAUGCAGCCAGCGCGGUUGCCGCGAGCACCGUGUUGCGUAGCUUAGGUGGGGGUUUGCUUCCGCUUUGCGGAGGGAAGUUGUAUGAAGCUGUGGGUGAUGGAUGGGGCAAUUCGAUUCUUGGGUUUAUUGGAGUUGCUUUUAUCCCUGCCGUAUGGUUGUUGUACAAGUUUGGGGAACGACUCAGAUUAAAGUCUCGAGUUUAG
Colletotrichum lupini is the source of this 813-nucleotide messenger RNA. RefSeq lists its product as uncharacterized. Gene Ontology annotation, biological process: transmembrane transport. The coding region runs from base 1 to 813 and encodes 270 amino acids. NCBI's taxonomy places the organism in Eukaryota, Fungi, Ascomycota, Sordariomycetes, Glomerellales, Glomerellaceae. The transcript has a single exon. The record is from RefSeq and is a predicted model, not a curated record. Gene Ontology annotation, molecular function: transmembrane transporter activity.